UCAAUUGAAGCCUAUCAUUUCUCAACGAUAAUCUACGCUAGAUAGUAGAGUAAUAUAAAAACGUUUAAAAAUGUGGCGGCAAUUUAAGGGUGCGUUUACAACGAGACCUAUACUUACGAAUGCCGUUGUGUACGGAACACUUUACGUCGGUGCGGAAUUUUCGCAACAGGUUUUGUCCAGGAAAGUGUUGAGCGAGAAGAAGGAAGCUUUGGAUGUCGGAGCCCUUAAACGGUACACGUUGUACGGCACAUUUAUUCAAGGACCUCUGCUCACAGUUUGGUAUAAAUGGUUGGACGCAAAGUACAUUGGCACCGGUCUCAAGAUUGUUGGAAAGAAGCUAUUGUUGGAUCAAUUUCUGCUGACGCCACAAAUCGUAUGGAUAUUCUUUACCGCUAUGAGCAUAAUGGAAGGGAAAGAAGACAUAUUUGAGGAAUGCAGAAGUAAAUUCGUGCCCACCUUUCAAUCGAGCUGCCUGUUCUGGCUUCCGGCCCAAAGCGUUAAUUUUAUGCUAAUUCCGCCCACGUUUCGCGUCGUUUAUAUCGGUCUAUGCUCAUUCGGUUGGGUAAAUAUACUUUGCUACAUUAAAAGGCAGAGUUUUUAGGAGAAAAUGUUGCGAACGGCGGUCACCUAAAGGUAGUAUAAUAGGGCAUAAAAUAAGUGGGUUAGGUUAGGAUAUAAAGUUUGUUGCUUAAGAACAGAGGUAGCGUAGUAAAACGAGGUGGCUGUAAAAAGAGUAUGUGACGAGGUUGGGGGUGUUGUAGGCGGCUUCAAUAAAACUCGAAAAACUGAGCUGAUGCGUAUGGACUCGGCUAUCUAAUGUCAACCGACAUGACGGGAAAUAAAUUCCGUUGUAUUUGUGAAACGGCCCCGAGAUGUUAACGAUAAUUUCUGGUGGAGGCUUCUGUGCCGUUGGCGGCUAAUGUAAUUUUAGUAGCACGAAAUCAAAUCGGAGAAGGAAAAAGGAAAUUUAUUAGCUAUUAUAUUUUUGCAAUAAAUUUUCGUUAAAUUAUACCCGACGGUAUAAGUUUCAAAAUUAUUUUUUCCCUCGUUCUCUUCGAUAUUAUUUAUCCUAAUUUACUUUUAUUUUUGAAUUUCGGUCGUUAACGGCCACAGAAUCUCAGCCGCAGAAAACAUUAUAAUGGCAAAUAAAAAUGUUAUAGCAAG
This is a messenger RNA of Photinus pyralis (common eastern firefly), 1164 nucleotides long. Its product is annotated as mpv17-like protein. Gene Ontology annotation, cellular component: cytoplasm; membrane. The transcript is spliced from 4 exons. The record is from RefSeq and is a predicted model, not a curated record. NCBI's taxonomy places the organism in Eukaryota, Metazoa, Arthropoda, Insecta, Coleoptera, Lampyridae. The coding region runs from base 71 to 601 and encodes 176 amino acids.